AUGUCGGACGAUCCGCUCGAUCUUCUUGGGGGCAUGGACGACUUGGACGCGGCGCUUUUCGGAAAAAAGUCCGAGCCCCGGCCAAAGCCCAGUCUCGGCAACCUGGACUCGAUCUUUGGCGAUUCGAGGCCCUCCCGCUCAAAUCUCGACUCGUUAUUUGGAGAACCGCUGCCAAAACCGUCGGUGGCCGAAUCGAGAGCCCCAGCGGCUACCCAACCUGCAGCAACCACAAGACCACGAGCUCGUGGUUCCGACUUAUUCGGUACAUCAAGCUCCCAGCCAGACCCUGGUCCUUCUGCACCACCUCCACAGCCUUCAGUACAGCCGCAACCGGAUGCCGAAUCGGUUUAUCGGGUUCAAAGAUUGGAGAAAGAAGUCGAGCGGCUCAACCGCGAGAUCGAGGACCUCGGCCGACGAAAGAAGCGUGAUGAGGAGGACCUCGAAAAAGAGUGGCGAGAUCGACUAUCUAGCAAAGAGAAAAGCUGGUUGGAAGAAAAGGAAGAGCUGAUAAAGGGAUAUCAGAAACAGCUGACCAGGCUAACCGAACAAAGUGAAACCGAUCAGGAGCGCUUGAGGGAAAAUUACUCAAGGCAAAUGGAAGCCCUACAAACCACGGGAAGCCGAUCAAGAGAUCUUGUCGAUGUGGUCGAUAAAGUGGAUCGAUUGAGCGAACAAAUAGGCGCAAUCGUCCAAUCGGUCGGAGGAUCCGAGGAGAAGAUGCACAGCGACCUUGAAAUGACCCUAAAGCUCCGUGAAGGGCAGUUGGAGAUGCGUGAGCACAAUCUGAAAACCGAUUUGGAACGAUUCCAAACGGACAAGGAGAGCGUCACUCUGUUGAAUAUCAAACUGAAAGACCUUGUCCAGGCGCAGGAGCACGAUAUUCAAAGGGAAAAAUGGAAGAUCCGCGAUGAAUGGAAUCGCCUGGGCGCCGAACGCAAAGUAUUCAAGGAAGAUCAGAAAUUUGUCCUCGACAGUAUCGAAAAACAAAAGCGGACUCUGGAGGCUGCGAAAGAAUCGUUCUUAAAAGAGCAACACGAUUUGCUGAUUCGUGUCAGCAACGAAAAAGAGGGAUUGGAUCGCGAGCUUCAGCAAUUCCACGUGAAACGGACGGCCGAUGUUCGAAGAUUAAAGGAGGAAGCCACCCAACUGCAGCAACGAAUCCAAAACGUGCAGCUGGCGGAAGAACACGCGGAAUCUCUGCGGCAACAUUACGAAACGAAAUACAAGCAGCUUUGCGAACUCGAAGUCUCGCUGAUGGAGGAGUGCAUUGAGCUAGAGAAUUUGCGAAAUCGAACGACGGCAUCCGAUGCCGCGGGACCUGCUCCGACACACCAGGGCCUUGUCAUGGCGAUAAAUCGGGUUGAGAAGCGAUCACCGUUCCCCAGCUCAUUUCCCAUGCCGGAUGUGCCGAUUAGUGAGGACAUAAAAGACAGGUCAGCCAGCGUGCGCGCCGUCCUCCAAAAACACGCCGACUUCCUGGAGAAAUACAGCGGACAAAGGGUGGCCGCAGUUGCCCCGCGGAACGCCUCGUCCGAGGAGUGGGCUGAAACUGGU
Mesorhabditis spiculigera is the source of this 1554-nucleotide messenger RNA. NCBI's taxonomy places the organism in Eukaryota, Metazoa, Nematoda, Chromadorea, Rhabditida, Rhabditidae. The record is from the annotation of a GenBank genome assembly.